Molecule: messenger RNA, 543 nt
Organism: Glarea lozoyensis ATCC 20868
Lineage: Eukaryota; Fungi; Ascomycota; Leotiomycetes; Helotiales; Helotiaceae
Exons: 2
Coding region: 1-543 (180 amino acids)
Source: RefSeq, a predicted model, not a curated record
AUGUCACAAAACACCGAGAUCCUCAAAAAUGUCCGUAGGGAAAUAGUCCACAGCACACAAUCAUAUGACAGCACCAUCAAGAAAUUGUAUUCUUCGAUCGGCGAUAUGGCACAUGCAAAUUGGGGUUCUAUCGCAAAAGAAAUCAAGAGUUAUGAUAAGCAAGCCCAAGAAUUUUUCACUUCUAAGAUCGAAGAGAGCAUUGGACCACAUGGAUUUAUGAUAUUUCAAGAAUUUAAUCACGGCGCAUGGCUUCCGCUGUUUGUACCAAAUCUCAAAUUGAAAUCGACGAGGAUCAUCUUGGGAAAUCCACUUAUUGCAAUUACUAUGCUCAAACAUGACACUUCUGCUGGUCUCUACGUUCCUGUUGAGCUUUUACUUGAGGAGAAGGAAGAUGGCGGGACUGAUCUGAUUUACAUCACGCCGUCAAAUUUGAUUGCGAAUGAAAGCAUUGAAGGGAAACCGGAUGAGUUGAGAAAGGCGGCAGAGGUUUUGGACGAAAAGUUUAGAGCGCUGGUACUUUGGGUUGCUGGCCAAGAGAAUUAA